AUGGCCAUGUGUAGGUGUGUCUCUGUUUUGAUUGGAAGGAAGAAUAAAAUCAAGGGCAUUGAAGGAUCUUCAAAAGGGGACCUGGAACAGUUGCAUGCCAAAGUACGACACCCAACGAUAUCAUCAAAGGGUCGUGAUUUAAAUCCAGAAGCCACCCAGAUGAAUUCAAGGUGCAAUGUGAAAGCUACGAAUCUCGACAGUCCAAUGAGGACUGAAGUACAAGAAGCUUAUGACGGGGGGGAUGAGCAUGAAGAUUCACCUUCCAUCAGGAGAGAGCUAUCAGAUUUUGAUCUCCAAGUUCAUGAAGCUGUUGCAAGCAAAGGAGGAUAUGAUCCAACAGGCAAAGAGAUGAACUCCCCCAGUUUAUAUAAGAAACAAGUCAACAUUCAAUUGGAAGACAGAGAUGAUAAAUACAACAAAAAGAGUGUUGAUUUAAUCCUAAGUGGGCAUGUCAGUGAUCCUGGGAUUGGCAAAUGUGACUUCUGGGAUUCUCCAAAGCUGAAGCGAUCUUGUUCUAACCUGGAAAGAAGGGAUAUACUACGGAAGACUGCUCAUCACUUUCCAUCUUCAAGGUCACAGUCAUUUGAGAAUUUGCAGGAAUUAUCAGCAAAUCAGAUGGUUAAUCUAGAAAGUCCCAGGUCUGUGAUGACUCAGCGCAGUGCUGAUAAAGUGAUAUUGAAAAGGCGUUCGUCGAGUCAAGUUCUCCCUUCUGGAAGUAAGAAAUUGUGGUGGAAGUUGAUCCUCUGGAGCCACAGGAACAUUCAUCGACCUUUGGUCAGCAAAUCGACACAAUUACAUCCUGCAAAUGCUGUUUUAAAUAAUCAAUGCGGGUACUCUUCAGACAUUCUGGAGUCAGAAAAAGGUAAGACAUUGAGACAUGUGAGAUCACCCUCUCCUGCAUCAUCCUCAGGAGAGUACUUUCGCAAAAGUGGCAAGGAUAAAAAUAUUGAUAAUCCAAGGUGGAGCAGAUUUCACAAGGAAAAAAACUUGGAUUUUGGGACACAAAAUCAUUGGGUAGCCUUCUCAACAGAACCAUCCUCCUUUAACAGAGUGGAUGAGUGGAUGAAAGAUCUUGAAAAUCAGCAGCCACCUCCUGAGGAUGAUUUUGCUGUUGACAAUAUUGUGACCACUGUCCUGCCACCUUCUCCAGAUGCUGAUAGAUCAAUUACAAGAAGCACGACUCAGUUGGCUCGACAUCAAGAUGCCGUUUUUUCAAAGGAUAUUUUGUAUGCCAAUAGCGUGGUCCAAUCUCUGAAUUCAGCCUCAACUGCAGCUCAUAUAUGUGGUAUUGGUAUAAAAGCCAUCCCUGCAAUAUCACACUUCUCCAGUCUUCGUUCAGUGAAUUUGUCUAACAAUUGCAUAGUUCAUAUCACACCAGGAUUUCUCCCAAAGAGUCUUCACACACUAAAUUUGUCAAGAAACAAGAUCAGCAUCAUUGAGGGCCUCAGAGAAUUAACCCGAUUGCGUAUACUUGACCUAAGUUACAAUCGCAUCUCAAGAAUUGGACAAGGGUUAUCAAAUUGUACACCGGUCAAAGAGCUAUAUCUUGCAGGAAACAAGAUAAGUGAUGUUGAGGGGUUGCACAGGUUAUUGAAGCUAACCGUUCUGGACUUGAGCUUUAACAAGAUAACAACAACAAAAGCAUUAGGCCAACUUGUAGCAAACUACAACUCACUUCAGGCCCUGAAUCUGCUUGGAAAUCCAAUUCAAAGCAACAUCGGUGAUGAGCAACUGCGCAAAGCAGUUUGUGGUCUUCUUCCAAAGCUAGUAUACCUGAACAAGGAUGCCGUCAAGCCUCAAAGGGCUCGAGAGAUGCUCACUGAUAGUGUUGCCAAAGCUGCACUUGGAAACAGCAGCCGGAUCUCCAACAGAAGAGCACUGAAGAAAGGUGUCCAAGGAGGAUCAAGUUCCUCCAGUGUGCAUAGAAGCAGCGCUGGUUUAGCCCAGAAAAGCAGGCACAGGUCAAAGAGCCGAUCUAAACAUCAGUAG
Messenger RNA from Lathyrus sativus (Indian pea), 1989 nucleotides. Lineage: Eukaryota; Viridiplantae; Streptophyta; Magnoliopsida; Fabales; Fabaceae. The record is from the annotation of a GenBank genome assembly.